Molecule: messenger RNA, 476 nt
Organism: Hydra vulgaris (swiftwater hydra)
Lineage: Eukaryota; Metazoa; Cnidaria; Hydrozoa; Anthoathecata; Hydridae
Source: RefSeq, a predicted model, not a curated record
AUGGAUCCGUCUCCAGCUAAGCUGGCCAAAUGGAUGAGCUUUGCAAUAUUGCAUUUUAAAAUAGAGAAUUCUGUGGCAGUUGUACCAGUUUGCUGGCUCGGAGAGAAGCCUGAAACAUGUUAUUGGCCCAACCAUUUACGUGCUACACGUCUAGAAAUGUCAGUGAAGCAAAGAGAACCCCCAAAUGAUGAUUGGGAGUGUCUAACUGAAGCUAGAGUUUUGCAUCGUUAUGAUACGUAUGCACAGGCUAGAUCUAAUUUGGCAUGUGCAGAAUUAGAUACAUCAGCUUUGGAUUCAGAUUAUGUAAAAAAUCCUGAGCAAAUUAAGCGAAAAUGUAAAACAGUUUUUUCUGAUUGGGUUGAUUCUGAUGAUGAUGAAUUUAUUGAACCAGUGUCCAGUGAUUUGCCAAAGCCAGGUUUACAGUGUUAUAAUAAUAUUGUUUUCUACUAUUAAUAAUUUGUUUAUUACUUUAUUAU